Molecule: messenger RNA, 624 nt
Organism: Arabidopsis thaliana (thale cress)
Lineage: Eukaryota; Viridiplantae; Streptophyta; Magnoliopsida; Brassicales; Brassicaceae
Exons: 1
Coding region: 80-310 (76 amino acids)
Source: RefSeq, marked reviewed
AAAGUGUCUUCCAAUCAACCCCGUAUUAUAGAGUGCGGCGGCUUGCGGCGACUUGCGGCGGCUUGCGGCGGAAGUUGCUAUGCGGCUCGGUGGGUUUCGUCGCGCGACUUGGUGGUUAACGGCGGAUCUGUUCGGAUCUGCUAUGGCUAAUCGUGACUCAAGGCUAAUUAGGGUUGUCGGAGCCACCGUCCCUGUUAGUCUCGCGAUUUGGUUUCCACUAGUCCGGAUCGAUCUUGACUGGUCUCGGGAAGGGUGCGUUGUUCAUCGGACGACGGAAGGGGGUUACAUCUUGCAUUCAUCGAUUUGCUAGGUAGGGGAAUCGGUGGAGGGCCGCGGUUAGUCGGAGUUUUGACUUAUUCCGGGAGGUUUGUUGCAGGUAUGGCUCGUCAUUGGAAGCGGAUCGGCGACGGGAACUGAGUACUCCUGUCAAAGGUUGUUUCCGGCGAUGUAGCUGCAACGCAGUGGACCUUGUACUCACCGGAUCUAGUAGGUGGGAGAUUUUGCUUUCCGGUCGGUCACUCAUUUCAGAUCUCGGCCAUCACCGGUGUUUCCGAUUCACUUUUCCGUUUUGUAUCCAUGAAUCUUUGUAUGUUCGUGGGCCGAAACCCAUUUGGGAAAUUAAUG